AUGACAACGCUACCAAACACAAGUGUAUUCCAAGCAAGCGAAAGAAGCGAUAAUGUGCAUGAUGAAGAAGUUCCGAUGAGAGUAAUCAACAGACCAUUUCCUCCAGAGCUCGAUGAAGCCAAGGUAGAACGUUUCAUGAGGGACUACGAGGAAGGAGAUACAUUUACACCAAUUGAAAUUUGGAGGGCGAGAAACGCCCAAGGACAAUCGUUUUAUUUCUCUUUUGGUGGAUGCCACAGAUACGAAGCAGCUAAACGACUGAAGAGAGAGACGAUCAGAUCACGUAUAGUGGAUGUACCAAGUACUACAAUACGAGCCCACCUUGGUACUAGCUCUCCUGUAUAG
This is a messenger RNA of Wallemia mellicola CBS 633.66, 345 nucleotides long. RefSeq lists its product as hypothetical. The transcript has 4 exons. Gene Ontology annotation, molecular function: sulfiredoxin activity. Bases 1 to 345 code for a protein of 114 amino acids. The record is from RefSeq and is a predicted model, not a curated record. Lineage: Eukaryota; Fungi; Basidiomycota; Wallemiomycetes; Wallemiales; Wallemiaceae. Gene Ontology annotation, biological process: cellular response to oxidative stress. Gene Ontology annotation, cellular component: cytoplasm.